AUGGACUAUGCAGAACGUUUCGAGGCAGCAAAGGAAUUAGAGAGAUAUGAUACGAUAGGGCAACUUAUGGGUCUGGACCCGGGUGUAUAUGUCCCAGCCAAUCCAGAUAUGAUCAUCGAGCACGAGGAAGAAGUCUACUCUAUAGAUGAAGAACGUUUCGAUGAAGAUGGUGGCGCAGACGUGGAUAUGGACUACGGCUUGGAACAGGAAGAGCAAGAUGGACAAGAAGAAGAAGAAGAGAGAAAAAAUCCAUUCCGUGAUUUUCUUAUCGACAUGGUGGACACUGGCAAAGCAACGAAUAGGUGGAAAAUUAUGCGUUCUUACUUUAAUCUUUAUUUCAAGAAUAUCGUCGAGAAACCGGAUAUACUCCGUAUGUACUUCCCUAAUGAUAGUUUGACGGAGGAACAGGAACAAGAAUAUGUGAAGUUCUUUGUAUCUUUGCAAAACAAACUGCGGAGAUUACAGAAGUUCCCAAAUUCAAUUCGCAGGGUGCCAUUUAAAAUAAACAUCAAAUGCGAGAUGGAAGUGGUGGAAUCACCUUGA
Messenger RNA from Strongylus vulgaris, 543 nucleotides. The record is from the annotation of a GenBank genome assembly. NCBI's taxonomy places the organism in Eukaryota, Metazoa, Nematoda, Chromadorea, Rhabditida, Strongylidae.